This is a messenger RNA of Rangifer tarandus platyrhynchus (Svalbard reindeer), 810 nucleotides long. NCBI's taxonomy places the organism in Eukaryota, Metazoa, Chordata, Mammalia, Artiodactyla, Cervidae. The record is from the annotation of a GenBank genome assembly.
AUGCUGCUGGCGGCAGAGUGGGCCUGCGAGUUCCUGGCCGCACACCCACCACCAUUCCUCGUCCUUUCAGCUUGCCAGGGCUUUCUCAUCCUUAGGUCUUCCCUCCAAGGCCAUUCUGUUUUGUUCAAAGGAAAGUGGAGCUUUAGAGAGGUUUUCAGGCCUCGGUUUCAGAGGUUUUGGAGGCCUCGGGGUAAGUCAGAGUGGAAACGAGAAAUCAGACGCAGGGUCCCCAGGCAGGGACUCGGUCCCUUCUCCGCCUUCUCCGUCUGUACCGCGAGCCUCCUGAGUACUGAGGGCAGAGCCACAAGCCGGGCCUGCUCCCUGCUAGCAGCUGAGUGCAGCCUAGCGGGCAGAGAGGCCCAUCCACAUGCUAUGACGACACUGCUAGGGCCCACCAGCCAGUGGCCGGGGUGCAGGAAGGGGUCCCUCCACCCCGCCCUUCGGGCACUGGGGGUCACUCCGCUCGACGGAUGUGCAUUGCAGUGGGCGGCUGCCCGCAGCCCCCAGCACAGGGCCUGGGUGGGCGCCAGUGAGCCUGAGUCUCGUUUGUGCCCAGGGCUCACCCAAGAGCCCCCCGCUUGUUCUCAGAAGUUUCAGGAUCUUGGCUGCCUCGGGGCGGCCUGCCUGGUCAAGCUGGCCGACUCCCGUGACAAGGAGCAGACGGUUCAUCGUGUCCACCGCACUGAGACGCGACCUCGCCUGGAGCUUCCGACCAGCCCUCCUCAUGGUCAGAUGGGCCGCUGGGAGAGGGGCCUCACCCACAGGAGACACAGGCAAGGCUUUGGAGGGGGGAGCGUGGAGCUCAACUAG